This is a messenger RNA of Mycena indigotica, 1641 nucleotides long. Its product is annotated as Zn(2)-C6 fungal-type domain-containing protein. The record is from RefSeq and is a predicted model, not a curated record. Gene Ontology annotation, cellular component: nucleus. Bases 1 to 1641 code for a protein of 546 amino acids. The transcript is spliced from 10 exons. Gene Ontology annotation, biological process: regulation of DNA-templated transcription. Gene Ontology annotation, molecular function: zinc ion binding; DNA-binding transcription factor activity, RNA polymerase II-specific. Lineage: Eukaryota; Fungi; Basidiomycota; Agaricomycetes; Agaricales; Mycenaceae.
AUGGCAGACGGCAGUCAAACAAUCCGGAUGAGUCAAGAAGGGUCCUUGAGCGCAAAAUUGGCAAACUUAGAGAAAGGAAAGGCGUGUUUGAACUGCAGGCGUCGUAAAGUGAAGUGCGAUGGUCGUCGUCCAAUUUGCACUCCUUGCUCCAAGUUUCUUCGAGGCGGUCUCCAUGAUUGUGAAUAUACCGAUACUGGCCCAACUCAAGCUCAAGUUCUCGAGGAAAAGAUAUCGAUUCUAGAGUCAAGGAUUCAGGAGAUGGAAAGCCCUUUCCAAGCUGGGAGCUCAGUCGGACUUCAUAACCCAUACUAUCCGGGACAAGGCCACUCCACACAUCCGUCUCUUGAAGGGACUCGUCCACGCACCCCAGGUGUUAUUUUUUCGAAUCCUACAAUGCCGGCUGAACGGUCGGGGCCUGAAUCAAUUGCCCUCGCAAGGACCCUCAUCCUUUCUUUCGGGGCUAAUUCAUCUUCAUUCGGCCUUUUUUUCCUCGAUCCACGUCUUUUCGAUCCGCUUUUCCAAGAACAUGGCUCUCAUCGAAGUCAGGGACCUUCCGCUGCUUUGUUGGAUACUGUCUGCCUAUGGGGCGCACACUUGCAACCCAAUAUCGAGCCAGAGACGGCCAUGCACGAGUCGCGUUUUCUCGCCGCUGCUCUCCAUAGUGUUUCGACUGGCCUCACGAACGCAUAUACUCCCGGCGCCAUUCUUCAAGUACUGCAAGCUCAUAUCCUUCUUGCUGCUUACCUGUUCCGAGUGGGCAGAGCUGUUGAAGGACGAUAUCAUGCUGGCGUUGCAGUCAGCAUCGUCAUGGCCGCGGGACUGUGGCGUAUAAGAUCGGGGAGAAACCUUUCCAUGGCGGUCGGGAAUGUUUCCUCCAGCUUGAACCCGUUGGACGAACUGACCCCUGCAGUCACUGGGUUGGAGGAGGGGCAACGUAUCGAUGCAUUUUGGAGUGUUGUCGUCCUUAAUGCGAUAUGGUGCCAGGAUCCAGGCAUUGCACUAGCUCCUCCGAGUUUGGAGUAUGGAAUUGUCGAUACGCCGUGGCCUUUAGAGAAGGAGCAAUACUCUGGGGACGCUCGCGCUUUACCAGAGCAGAGUGCGCGCACAAUUGCCAAGUUUAUUGGCGACAGUGACCAGACUAACCAUCCUCAAAGCACGAACGUCUCGGCUCUGUUUGCAAAAGCAGCCAUUAUAUAUGAGCAAGCUGUGAGGAAACAAGGAAACCUUCAAGUGUUGAAUCAAGUCUUGGAGAAAAUAACGAGGAUUGUGGAGCGCGUCGAUGUCAAUCCACGGACAUUGCUUCUACACUCGCUCGUUCACGCCGGUAGCAUCGCCCUUCAUGCACAAUCUUCGAGAACAAAAUCAAUGGCGGCGGCUUCAGCCAUCGUCAGACUCGUUCGUACGGCCGGGGUAACGGGUUAUCGUGAUGCGUGUCUUGGGACUAUUUGGAGCUCUGCAUGCGACAUAUUCCUCUUGGCCCUCCCUUCCGACCCGCGCAACCGCGCUUGGCACGAAGGAGUCGAGGCGCUUUUAUCGGCUUUAGAAGCGCUGAAGCGCCAAGGGUGCACGCUCGCAACAUUAGAGAGCCUCAAAACGCGCUACGCGGUUAUUGUGCAGACCCAUAGAAGACGAGGAGGUUGA